Molecule: messenger RNA, 1858 nt
Organism: Ceratotherium simum simum (southern white rhinoceros)
Lineage: Eukaryota; Metazoa; Chordata; Mammalia; Perissodactyla; Rhinocerotidae
Source: RefSeq, a predicted model, not a curated record
ACUCUCUCUCUCACACACACACACAUACACGCACACACACACAUACACGCGCGCGCGCGCACGCACGGAGCAUCCUCCCGUCAGGUCUCCUGGUCCAGCCCCGCCCGCGCCUCCUGCUUCCUGCAAACCUUCUUCUCUCCCCACUCUCCCCCCGCACCAUUCCCUCCGGCUCCAGGGCCCUCCUCGCCGACCCCCAUCUCCCCUCCCGGGAUGGAGCAGAUCAAGCCAGCCUGGAGCCCCCCGCGGCCGGGGUGACGGUCCCCCGCCCCUCUCCCGCCUGGCCCCAGCCCCGAGCACCAUGGGCCUGAGGGGUUCCCGAGGCGCCGGACGCUGAAGAUGACUGAUGCUGGAGCUCUCUUGAGCCAUGGCUUCUUCAAAGCUCCGAGAACCCGCGGAUGAGGUUUUUGACCUGGACUUGGCUGUGCCAGAGACCGUCAGACUGGACAGCAGUUUACACAAGGCCCGGGCCCAACUACUGGCCAAGGGCCGGAGACACCGGCCCUCUCGCUCAAGGCUUCGGGACAGUGCCAGCUCUGCAGAGGAUGGUGAAGGCUCCGAUGGGCCCGGAGGCAAGGUGAACGACGGCUGCGGGAGCCCUCUGCACCGGCUGCGCUCGCCUUUGCACUCGGGCCCCGGGUCCCCGGCGGGGGGCUCUUUCUGCCUGGAUCCUCCGGGGUUGCGGCGCAGCCUGGACGAGGACGAGCCGCCGCCCUCGCCGCUCACACGGUACCGGCCCCUGCACAACGCCGCCUCGCACGAGGGCCUGGCCGCCGCCUCCAGCUCGCCGCCGCGCUCCGCGCCCUCCUCGGACAGCUCACCCAGCUUCGUGCGCCGCCACCCGCGCGCAGAGCCACACAGCGAAGAUGACAGCCGGGAUGCCAGUCCACCUGAGCCUGCCAGCCCCACCAUUGGCCUGGAUAAGAAGACCCGCCGAAAGUUCCUAGACCUGGGGGUCACCUUACGCCGAGCAUCCACGAGCAAGAGCCGGAAGGAGAAGGGUAGCAACCGCCUGUCCGUGGGCAGCAGGGAGUCAGUGGAGGGGUCCGGCAGGUCAGGGGGCUCCCCGUUCCUGCCCUUUUCCUGGUUCACAGACAGCGGCAAGGGCUCAGCAUCUUCCGGCAGCACCACCUCCCCCGCCUGCUCCCCUAAACACGAGGGAUUCAGCCCCAAGAAGUCAGCUUCCCAGGAAUCCACCCUGAGUGAUGACUCCACACCCCCCAGCAGCAGCCCCAAGAUCCCCAGCGGUUCCCGGCAGGAGGCCAAGUGUUCCUACCCCUACCACACGCUGUCCCAAUCUUCGGAUGAGUUCCUGGAUGAACCUCUCCCCGCCGUCCACCACUGGACCAGUCAGCAGGUGGGCCAGUGGCUGCACAGCCUCAACCUGGAGCAGUAUGCCGCCGAGUUUGCCGCGCGGCAGGUGGACGGGCCGCAGCUACUGCAGCUGGAUGGAAGCAAACUGAAGAGCCUGGGGCUCAGCAACUCGCAUGACCGGGCGCUAGUGAAGCGGAAGUUGAAGGAGCUGGCAGCGGCCGCGGAGAAAGAGCGCAAGGCCCAGGAGAAGGCUGCGCGGCAGCGAGAGAAGCUCCGGCGCAGGGAGCAGGAGGCCAAGAAGAGCUAGGGGCGGGCGGGGCAGGCGCUGGCACCCAGGCACCCGGACUCGGGCGGCCGUGGGCUCCAUGGGCACAGGCCUCACGGGGAGGCGGGGCCUGGGCGCCAAGCUUGGGCUGGCCUGGCCCCACGCUCUCAGGAGGUACACGCCCUCUCACCCUGUCACUCUGUCUGGACCCAGAUCCCCCAGAAAGGGAGAGCCCAGGGAGAGGGCCCAGAAAUAAAUCCGAUUUCAAGGACUUGUUUGGCA